GCAGGGCUCGUAGCGAUGCUCGCUGCGUCGUUCGCUUCACCGACCGUGAACUGUGCUGAGCGCCGCGUGGCGAGCGCGUCGUCGACAACCCCUCGCUCGAGCCGGGUGCAAAUGGCUGAAGGAGACAAAGAUCAUCUCUCUUUUCUCAUGGAUGACAGUGAUGAUGAGCAAGAGGCUGCAUCAGAAAAGAAUCUGAAUGAGCAGCUGGAGGCGUUCAGGGAGCGCUGGCGCUCGGAGCUGAAAGGGGGCCGCCCAGGAGGGGGUACUGCCCGUGAGGGCCCCCUGCCCGGUGGUACAGCCCCGCAGCUGCCGGUGCCGUCCCCGGUGCAGCCGGGGUCGCAAGACCGAGCAAAGACGACGCUCUGCGCAGAAGAGCAGGCGCGGGAGCUGUUCAUUAGAGCUGCAGAGCUGGAACAGGAGGGGGCUCUGUAUGAAGCCAUCAAGUUUUACCGGCAGGCGAUGCAGCUGGUGCCUGACAUCGAAUUCCGGGUGAAUGAUUAUGAGGGCGAAAAUGGCUCGCCAGGAGACAUGGACAAUCGCGAGGUGGUGGAGGACAACGCGGUGACGAACCUCCUCACCUCCUUCCAAAGUGAACUGAGCCUGCAGGAGGCUCAACCGAAACUGUGUCGGCGGGACACCGAGUCGAGGCAGACGCACAUUUCCGCGCUGCCUGUGGAGGUGCUGGUGUAUGUAUUCCGCUGGGUCGUAUCCAGCGACCUGGACCUGCGCUCUCUGGAACAACUGUCUAUGGUGUGUCGGGGAUUCUACAUGUGUGCCAGGGACCCGGAGAUUUGGCGGCUGGCCUGCCUGAGGGUGUGGGGCCGUAACACGGGCAAGCUGUCGCCCUACCUGUCCUGGAGGCACAUGUUCCUGGAGCGAACGCGCCUGCGCUACGAUGGGGUGUACAUCAGCAGAGUGAGCUACAUUCGGCAGGGCGAGCAAUCCCUGGACGGCUUCUACAGCCCCUGGCACCUGGUUGAAUAUUUCAGGUAUCUGCGCUUCUUCCCUGACGGGCUGGUGAUGAUGCUGACAACUCCAGACGACCCCCAGUCCAUCGUGUCACGUCUGCGCACAAAGCACACGCGCAUUGACGCUGUGUUGUACGGCCACUUCCGUAUGACACAGGACUCUAACGGGGACACACGCGUCCUCUCCAUCCUCACCAAGAGGCCCGACAAGGAGAGGGGCGGGGAUUUCCAGCGCUACCGCCGCUACCGCCGUGUGGCACCGCCCGAGUCGGAGCAGCGCUUCCACGUGGAGCUGCAGUUGGUGUGCGGGGGGCGGCAGCGAUUCAACAAGCUGUUGUGGCUGCAACAUUCAUGCCAAGUCACCUGCCGGGCAACUGGAGAGACGGUGGAGUCCAACUUUGACAUAGACAAGAAAUACGCCUCGUUCUUCUUCUCCCGGGUCAAAAGCUUCACAGCCUACUCGGAGGGGCCCCUCUAAGAGAGCGCCCCACCCCCUUGAGAGAGUGUGUACCCAGCCUGCAGGAGGGGGGAGUGGGAUAGGGUCACGUGUCUGGAAUCAAGAGGUCGUGCGUUACAAACCAGGACGGCAACAGACCUGUCGUGUCACCACUGCGUAGAUGUUAUGGAGACGUAUAUUAGCGUCUUCACAUGUUCUUUCAAAAAAAUAUAUGAGUUUUGAGGUUGAGUGUUCAUACUUGUUUUAUCCCAAAUGUCUUGAGACUUGGUCUUUCCUGGAUAAGUAUAUUAUCAUUAUUAUAACCUGGUUUAUUUGUAUAGUUUGUUAAGCAUGGGAGGGCCGUGAAAGAACUUACCCCAUUUUCAUUAAGUCUUACCUCACGUGUGUACAAUUUCUUUAGCAAUUUUAUAAAUGACUGCUGUGAAAUAUACAGAGUACAUUUAGAAAAAUAUUAUUGGGUGUUCAAAAGGCCGAAAGGAAUUACUGCAAAAAAGGUUAAAUAUUGGGUAGAAAAUGUAAAACUUUGACAGCUUCCUACAUAAAUUCAUUGUGAUUGUUAAAUUUAUAGAUAACUCAAAGGAAAUGUAAUCUGAAUGUAACAUCUUGAGACCUUGUGAGAGGCACAAUUGCCUCUCCAAAAUAUCUAUCACAUACUACAGGAGUAAAAUGUUAUCUGCCAUUAUUAUUUAUCAUAAUUUUUAAAUGUAUCUGCCUGGUGUAGAGAUAACAUGCAAUCCAGACAAGUUGACUCAUCUAGACCGACCUCUUACUCCGACCGUUCUCCCUUCUGCUUGGCUUGCGUGGACCUUGCCCAGCAGAAGCUUAUUGACCCGUGUGAGAUUGCUGUCCAAACCUGCCAUGGAUUUCACAAUUGUGCAGCUUUCAAUCGCCGUGAGGCUAUUGUGUUACUCCCAACAUGGAAUUAACUGAGCUGUAGUCAUAACCAACACUGCCCACCUAUGUAGUCGACUGCCAUGUGUUUGAAUUGCACAUCUUGACCUAUACAGCUGCCACAGAAUACUUUUGCUUUGUCAAUUAAGUUUAAUCGCACUUGCGUUUAACACCGAUAUCUGAUUUUUCUCAUAAUCGCCACCCACCAGGAAUCGACCAACCAAUCGCAAACUUCGUUCAGGGCAGGCAAACAGUGAUUGGCCAGUAGCCCGGUUGCUUGCUUUGAUCCCUUGUAAAGGUUAAUGUCAAGUUAGGCUUAAAGGGGAAUGCAAUACGGCUGCAGGUGAAGCACCUUGAUUAUAUUUGCGCUAUCUGCGGUGAAAUCAAAAGACUCAAUUUAGCCGUUGUCAUGCUGCGUAGAAUGCGUUGUUGAGCCAUGAUUCUGAGAACUCCCGUAACGCAGCAAGUGCAUAAUUGCAAGCUUCCCACCGGCCCAAUUAUUCGACGGAAACCAUAGAGGGCACACAUCAAUUAAAGUAAUAGUGAACAGCAUAUCCAAAGCGUAUAUUGCAUCAAAAAUAUAAAAAUGAAAGCUUGUGAACAUUGUUUUAGGGGAUGCUGGUGAAGUUAUUGCUCAACAGAAGGCAGAUGAGUUUUGGAUGAAAACAGGUUUCAUCAUUAGACGCAUCUAUUCGUAAUGAUUUUUUUGUUUUGCUCUACAUGCAGUGAAUCAUGCAUGUGAGAAUCGAUUAUUUACAACUUAAGCAAAUUAUAUGCAAAUGAUAAGCUUGUAAGUGAAUAAAACUAGAAAAAAAAAUACAAACAAGACGUUAAAAAUGAGACGAAAAAAAACUAUUCUGGAAUCAGAUCGUGACCUAGAAAUGUGAUUAUCGAAUCUCCGGGAGGGGUGUUCUGGUUUUUGACUUGUUACAAGACUAGUUGCCACCUUUGAGAACAGAAGGGCCACUGCCUGCAAUGUGCUGCAUUUGUUGUAGAACAGCGGUAACGAGAGGUGGCGAGAUCCUUUGUGUCUCCUUUGGAGUUUUUGGAGUUGUUGAUCCCUGACUUUGAAACAUCUCUAAACAUUGUGGCCUUCCCGCUAGGAGACCAAUUAGCGAUUCACUUCCAGUCAUCGUCUCCUCUGGGUUCCAGCCAGCAACGUCUGCUCGACUCGGUCUCUUGGCAUGGCCAGUUGGUACGGUUUUGACGUUUGUGAAUGUAAUGCUGUAGAUUUAAGAUUAAUUUGAAACACAACAAAAAAAGCACUUAAUUGCUCCCUGCGGCAAGCCGGAUUGACAUUUACACGAAAUCCUCUGAAAAAAAGGCAAAUUCAAAAUGCAGCCGUUGACGGUUAAUUGCCAGUGUGAGCGGUUCAGCACUAAACGUGAGCAAAUUGAUUAGCGGUGUUUUGCAAGAUAAUUGGAUCACCAAUCAAUGGAUGGUCUGUAAACUUCAGUUCCUGAUCGCAAGUUUAUAUGAAUUCAUGAAAUCUGAUGAAGGGCUUUCCAUUCAGAAUCUGAAUAUUCUGGAGGAAUCUGAUGAGCUAUAAAGCUCUUUAACAGAUGUCCGGGGGGGGGGGGGGGGUGUAAGAACGUUACAACAACAAACAGUACAAAAACAUGAUAGUGCAAAGUACAAGAAAGGUAAAAUCACCCAAACACAUACAACUAAACCAUCCCAUCCUAUCAGGCAAAGCCCACUGAGGUUUUCAAAUAUCGACACAACACGAUGUAACACAUUUUUUGUUCCUGGGUACUAAGUGUUAUUUUUUAAUUGCUUAUGCCUAAAAAGUAUAGAAAAUGGCUAUCAGUACCCACAAAUUUUGCUUUCGUGACCAGGACUUUAUGUGAACGAGAAGACACAAAUGGGCACGUUUUCUCAUUGAAAAUAGGUCAAUUUCAAAAUAUCACUGUCCUGGUCACAAAAUCAAAGUUUGUGGGGAUUAAUAGCCAUUUUCUGUACUUUUCAGGCAUAAGCAAUUAGGAAAUAACACUACUCAGGAACACAUUUUUUUGUUACACGGUGUAUAAUUGCACAUUUUUGUGAAAAAGCGAUUGAAGGAAUGAUUCUUGGUGUAGAAGGUUCAUCAUUUACAUGGCACCUCAUUCGACCGCUACCUUUCGCUGCAAAUGUUUACACUGGCAAUUAAAGUCGUGAAGGUGAAUUGAGUCAAGAGAGGCUGUUCGCCACAGAGAAUUGUAAUUUCAAAUUCCGGUUGCCGUAGCUGCAUGUAUAUAACGUACAGCUCGCCAUUGUUAAAUAAUUUCUGUUAAAUUCACCGUUCAGAUGGUUUUAUUCAAAACUCAAAGGGUGGACGUAAAAAAAUGGCUUUGCAGAUUAAAAAAAAGAAGAAAUAAAAAUAAAGUCUUAUUUUUUUUGUUGGCAAAAAAUAUAUAUUUUGCAAUGCAGUGUGACAAAUGUCUAUACCCCUUGAGUAAUGUGAGCCAUCGUUGACGAAACUUAUGUGCGAGCGCUACAAUUUCUACCUGUGUUUUAUUUAGCAUACGUUAAGUGUUGUGGUUUAUGUUGCGGCGAAAUGUGAAAAAGGUCUUCAGUUGUAGGAGGGAUUGGAUGUGCACACAUGUGAACGUGCGUCCGACUAAAGAAUUUGCCAAAGAUUUUAGAUUUGUGUAAAAUUUAUAUUAGAGAUAACUUUGACGUCAUUCAAGAGAAUUGACAGUUGUGCUGGUGGCUCUCUUAUUCAUGUGCUGUGACGAAGAACCAAUGCCUAAAAAGUGACCUGUUCCUCUUAAACCAGUGUUGAUUGUCCUUCACGAUGGGGUAAUCGGCAAAAAGCCACAUUAACAAAUGUACCCAAUAAAACCAGUAUACUGGUGUAUUUGACAUGUUAUGAAUAAAAGAGGGGGGGGGGGCACACGUUGAACCCAGAUGUAUACCCUUUGAAAUAACAAGUCCAUCAAUAACAGACUGCCAGAUUUAGUUUCUGGCUAUAUUACAAAUAGUCUUGCAUUGGUACUCCUUGGGGAAGAAAACAAGUAAAAUAUCACAGCCUUUUCAAAAUUACCAUAUACAAAAGUUUUGACACUUAAUUAAAAUGUCAAUUGCACGCACAUUAUUGUAGUGACCUAAUUAAAAUGUAUCGGGGCAUCUUUACUUCUUGACGAAACUCCCAACGACUUGCCCCAUCGUUGGUCCGAUGGAGAUAUUGUCACCUUUUCGAUUAAAAUCGGGACAAAAAAACAAUCGUCAACAAUGCGUGAAUCGGACGCAGCCCGUGAAAGAGAUUCAGCCAGCGCAUUGCUAUGUUAAUCAAAUUCCAUAGAGUAUUAAUAAGAGCACAUCAGAUGAUAUAUUUAACAGUGUCUGCUGGCUAUGACUGUACAUCUUGAUGUCAGAAACUCUCCCACAAUUGAACACCUCUUUGGGGUCUGCAUUUUAUUAAUGUCUUACAACUUUAGUUCAAUGUUCAUGUGAGCUCAUGGGCUGUCCUCUGUGUGGUACUGUGUGCUUGUGCUACUGCCCUGUAUGUUUGGCUCUGUUAUAGAAGAGUUUUUAUUUUGUUUUACGGCAGCUGUACCAAGUGUGUUCAUCAUUAAAAACAUUUUGACUGCU
Lethenteron reissneri (Far Eastern brook lamprey) is the source of this 5889-nucleotide messenger RNA. RefSeq names its product F-box protein 9 (gene FBXO9). Gene Ontology annotation, cellular component: cytoplasm; SCF ubiquitin ligase complex. Gene Ontology annotation, biological process: SCF-dependent proteasomal ubiquitin-dependent protein catabolic process. The record is from RefSeq and is a predicted model, not a curated record. Gene Ontology annotation, molecular function: protein binding. Lineage: Eukaryota; Metazoa; Chordata; Hyperoartia; Petromyzontiformes; Petromyzontidae.